GAAAAAAAUGCGCAUGCGCAUUGUACUGGUCUCCAUGGCGGGGCCUCGGAGCCAAGACGAGAAAAAAUGCUGCUGUGAAGAUAUAAUCAUAGCUUUCACAUAAGUGAAACUACAACUAUCAUGAUUUAGAACCCUCCUGAGGAAGAACUUCAGUGGAGAAGAGAGGGCUUUUCUGGGGUAGUAAAAUGCUUGAGGCCUGGAAUUUAAACUUGAGCCACUGCCUGAAGCCUUAAAUAACAGAAGAAAAUGGAAUUCAAUAUUACAUCAAUAUGGACCAGUCUAAUACAAUAAGAGUCAACCAUAAUGAUUCCAAAGAAGCAAAAACCGAUCCUCAGGUAUUUAAGCAACAGCUAACUUGUAUGGACUCCAGAGAUCCUUCUUUUGGACAAACUAGUUCUAGAAUUUUACCCGUCACUAAUCAUGAAGCAGAUGAUUCACUCACAUCACAGAAUAUACCAGGACCCCUGAGUCCAGCACAAACUCUUUCUACAGAGGAGUUCCAUCUGGUGGAUCAACACGGGCAGCCUGUUCAAUAUGAACUUCACCCAGUGGGGGAUUCUAGUGCAGAAAUGAUGAUUGUUGCUAGCCCAUCAGAAAAUGGGCAGGUACUUCGAGUGAUUCCAUCUACCCAAACAGAAAUGAGACAAGUGAUUAUACCUCAAGGGCAGCUUGUGGAUGUGAAUACUCCUCUGGAUAUCUCUGAAGACAGACCCAGUGACAGAAACUUAUCAACUGUAAGAGUGGAUUCUGUAGAAGACAACACCAGUAGUUACAUUCUUCCUCCACAAGCACCUCUAACAUUGCCCAAAAAGACAGUCACCAGAAUGCUGGAAGAACCCUUCUUGUCUCCUCUCCAGUCACUUUCUUCUAACACACCUAUAUGGGCCUGCAGGCUCCGGAGCUGUGAGAGAAUUGGAGAUUCAUAUCGUGGCUACUGUGUAAGUGAGACCGAAUUAGAAAGUGUUCUAACAUUUCACAAGCAGCAAACACAGAGUGUUUGGGGGACCCGCCAAUCUCCAAGCCCAGCCAAGCCAGCUACACGCUUGAUGUGGAAAUCCCAGUAUGUCCCAUACGAUGGAAUUCCAUUUGUCAAUGCAGGGAGUAGAGCGGUGGUAAUGGAGUGUCAGUAUGGGCCAAGGAGGAAAGGUUUCCAACUAAAAAAGAUCAGUGAACAGGAGAACAGGUCUUGUCCACUCUACAAAGCCACUUGUCCGGCUCGAAUUUAUAUAAAAAAGGUACAGAAAUUUCCUGAAUAUAGAGUUUCUACAGACCCCAAAGUUGACAAGAAAAUAAUCCGAAUGGAGCAGGAAAAAGCCUUCAACAUGCUAAAGAAGAACAUAGUUGAUGCCGGUGGCGUUCUUAGGUGGUAUGUACAGUUACCUACACAGCAAGCUCAUCAGUAUCACGAAUUAGAGCCUCCUUGCCGCCCUCCAUCACCUACUCCUUUUCCUGUGUCUUCUCUUGAAGAAGAGGAAGCUGCAGUUAGAGAUGAAAACUGUGCUUUACCCUCACGUCUACAUCCACAAGUAGCUCAUAAGAUUCAGGAAUUAGUAUCACAGGGAAUAGAGCAAGUGUAUGCAGUAAGGAAACAGUUAAGGAAAUUUGUGGAAAGAGAACUGUUCAAACCUGAUGAAGUACCUGAAAGACACAAUUUAUCCUUUUUUCCAACUGUAAAUGAUAUAAAAAACCACAUCCACGAGGUACAGAAAUCCUUGAAAAAUGGAGAAAAUGUAUAUAACUCAGACAUUAUUCCAGCAACACUUCAGUGGACCACAGACAGUGGGAAUAUUCUCAGAGAAACUGUGACAGUAACAUUCGCAGAAGGAAAUUCACCAGGAGAACCAAUUACCAACAAAGUAGAAACAAAUCAGACACGGGGGUCUUUGUCUCCAGAGUCAACACACUUGCUUUCUUCUCUUUCCUCAUUUCAGCCUAAAAUAUUUACACAGCUCCAGGGUUUACAGUUGCACCCAAGAUUCGCCUCUCCUGAUGGGUCACCACCUCUGAUAUCAGUAAAUAAUCACCCCUCCUCCAGCCCUUCAAGACUUCUGAAUUCAAUAGGAAGUGCUAUAAUGAAUAAUAAUCAACUACUGCUUGGUCAGAGUCAUAGCCUUCAAACAGAUCCAUGCCUAACCCCAAACAAUACUACUACCUCUACUAUGGAUAACCUUCCAGGACCAGCUCAAAAUCUAGUUGCAAUGGAUCAGUUGGUGGAAGUGGAAGACAUUGAGGAUGCAGAAAACCUCGGAGGGAGUGUUCAUCAGAUUCUGUUGGGAGAGGUGCAGACCAUUCCAAUACAGAUUAUAGACAACCACCCAGCUCUUAUUGAAGAAAAUUCAGAAGGUGCCAUUUCUGUGAACCAAGUUAAGCAAGAACCCAAAGAAUCUGUUUUGUCUAUGGAAGCAAAAAAAUUGGACUGUAAGAAGUUACCUGCUACAUAACUUAUUGAAACUUUUUGUAAUUUACAACUCUGAUGUCUUAGAAAAGAAGGUAGAAACUGGAACUAUCAGUAUUUUCAUGUAAGUAUUUCAAUGAGUAGCUCUUUAACAAUGGUUUCUAAAUUAGUUUUAAACAAUUUAUUUGUCAUCUAGAUGCAUGUUUAGUUACAAUAUACCAGUAUCAUAUUUUAAAGGUGCUUUGUUUAAAAUGUAUAUUUACAUAUUUUAAAUAUACAACUAUUUUUUAAAUGCAAAAGUGCAUUACACCUUUUUUCCCUGGUAUCUAUCUUUGGCAUUCUCCUAAAAACUCUACAACAAAGUCUGACAAAUGCUCAUUUGUGUCAUAUAUUACAAGAUGUGUUAUCUGUAGUAGUGAGUUGGACAUUAAAAUAAGCAAUCAGAAAUGCUUAACUAUAACUGAGUUUAUAUCUUCUUAGUAGUUUUCAUGUCCCAAGCCUCUGAGUGAACUCUGUAUAUACCUAGACCUAUAUAAUGAAAAACACAGCCAUGUGGACCUUUCUCUCAGUGGUGAUUUUCAAUGUGAUCAGGCAACAUAUGUAAAAAAUAAAGCUUUUCUGUCCUACAUAAGAUAAAUGUUUUCUAAAACUCAAAAAUUUUUAAAAAUUUUUGGAAUUUGAUCUUGCAUUAGAGCUUCUAAUUUUUAGACUGACUUACCAGCUUGUGUUUUUAUAUAUAUGUAUAUUGUCAAAAUACAAUUAAUCAUGUAAGUAUGACAAACAUAUUUAAAAAGUUUUUAAAUAUCUGUGUAUAUAUUACAAUUUAAUGUACAGUGUCCUUGUUAUAAUGUAUUUUUUUCAUUAAAAAUUUUGUGUAAUUUUUCUUAAA
This is a messenger RNA of Erinaceus europaeus (western European hedgehog), 3284 nucleotides long. RefSeq names its product calcium responsive transcription factor (gene CARF). Gene Ontology annotation, cellular component: nucleus. Gene Ontology annotation, molecular function: DNA-binding transcription factor activity, RNA polymerase II-specific; RNA polymerase II cis-regulatory region sequence-specific DNA binding. Lineage: Eukaryota; Metazoa; Chordata; Mammalia; Eulipotyphla; Erinaceidae. The record is from RefSeq and is a predicted model, not a curated record. The coding region runs from base 270 to 2441 and encodes 723 amino acids. Gene Ontology annotation, biological process: regulation of transcription by RNA polymerase II. The transcript has 17 exons.